This is a messenger RNA of Dipodomys ordii (Ord's kangaroo rat), 1680 nucleotides long. It is a transcript of the gene Sptlc3, whose product is annotated as serine palmitoyltransferase, long chain base subunit 3. Gene Ontology annotation, biological process: ceramide biosynthetic process; sphingosine biosynthetic process. NCBI's taxonomy places the organism in Eukaryota, Metazoa, Chordata, Mammalia, Rodentia, Heteromyidae. The transcript is spliced from 12 exons. Bases 1 to 1680 code for a protein of 559 amino acids. The record is from RefSeq and is a predicted model, not a curated record. Gene Ontology annotation, molecular function: serine C-palmitoyltransferase activity; pyridoxal phosphate binding. Gene Ontology annotation, cellular component: serine palmitoyltransferase complex.
AUGGCUAAUCCUGGAGGGGGUGCUGUUUGCAAUGGGACUGUUCUCAAUCACAAGAAACAGAGCAAUGGCUCUCAACGUGGAAACUGCAGGAAGAAUGGCAUAGUAAAAGAAGCCCAGCAAAAUGGGAAGCCCUGUGUUCACAAGACCGCUAUUGAGCCCUUAGAGGAAGCGCCUCUCUAUACUUUGGUUUUAACUUACAUGGGCUAUGGAAUUGGAGCCCUGUUUGGUUAUCUGAGAGACUUCAUGAGAAACUGGGGAUUCGAGAAGUGCAAUGGAGCUGUAGAGAGAGAAGAACAAAAAGAUUUUGUGCCACUGUAUCAAGACUUUGAGAAUUUUUUUACCAGAAACUUGUACAUGCGAAUCAGAGAUAGCUGGAACAGGCCCAUUUGCAGUGAACCAGGGCCUUAUUUUGACAUAAUGGAGAGAGUGUCCGAUGACUACAACUGGACAUUCAGGUUCACUGGAAGAAUCCUCAAAAAUGUCAUCAACAUGGGCUCCUACAACUUCCUUGGCCUCACAGCCAGCUACAUUGAGCAAGUGAAGGAUGUUUUAGAUACAUACGGUGCAGGAGUGGGCAGCACCAGACUUGAAAUGGGUACCUUGGAUAAGCAUAAGGAGUUGGAAGCACUUGUGACAAAGUUUCUUAAUGUAGAAGCAGCAAUGGUCUUUGGGAUGGGAUUUGCAACUAAUGCAACAAAUAUCCCUGCACUAGUUGGAAAGGGGUGUCUCAUUUUAAGUGACGAAUUAAACCAUUCUUCUAUGAUCAUGGGAUCUCGGAUCUCAGGAGCAACCAUAAGAUGUUUCAAACACGACAAUCUAGAGAGCCUGGAGAAGAAUCUGAGAGAUGCUAUCAUCUAUGGCCAACCACGAACUGGCAGAGCUUGGAAAAAGAUUCUCAUCCUAGUGGAAGGCAUCUACAGUAUGGAAGGUACUAUUGUGAAUCUUCCUGGGAUUGUGGCUCUAAAGAAGAAAUACAAGGCUUACCUCUACGUGGAUGAAGCUCACAGUAUUGGAACUGUGGGCUCAAGUGGCCGAGGUGUCAGAGAAUACUAUGGAUUGGCCCCUGAUGAUGUGGAUGUAUACAUGGGCACAUUCAGCAAGAGCUUUGGAGCUGUUGGAGGCUACAUAGCUGGAAAAAAGGAAAUUGUGGAUUAUUUACGAAUACACUCACACAGUAGUACUUAUGCUACAUCCAUGAGCCCUCCAGUAGCAGAACAAGUCAUCCAGUCAAUGAAGUUCAUCAUGGGACUUGAUGGGUCCACGGAAGGAUUGCAGAGAUUACGGAAUCUUCACAGAAAUAUAAAAUACUUCAGAGGUAAACUGAAGGAAAUGGGAUUCAUUACCUAUGGCAACGAUCACUCCCCUGUCAUUCCUGUGCUCCUUUACAUGCCUAGUAAAAUAGCGGCUUUUGCAAGGCUUAUGUUAAAGAAAAACAUCGGGGUUGUUGUCGUUGGAUUUCCAGCUACUCCAAUGGCAGAAGCAAGGGCACGGUUUUGCUUGUCAGCUUUACAUACCCGAGAGGUAUUAGAUGAGGUGUUGGAAGCUGUUGAUGAACUGGGUGAUCUCCUGAACGUGAAAUAUUCCCGGCAAAAUAAGCUAAAGCACUCUGCACUCACCAAUGGGACAAGCUUUGAUGAGGAGGAGAGCUGUGAGGAGAUGAGCUUUGAACUUGAAGAUUAA